GCCAGCAGCAAAAGCUUGACGAAUCCUCCAUACAUGGACAGGAUCGAACUACCACGUCCUUCUUCUGAUCAAGAUGAAACCCGAGAGCCAAUGGAUUACAUCAGCCAAUUGCCUGACGCCAUCAUCCUUCAUAUCUUCUCCUUCUUGACCACAACAGAAUCCAUCAAAACCAGUGUCUUGUCCAAGCGAUGGCGUUCCACUUGGACCUCUAAUCCAUAUAUUACUUUCUCUUUACCGGUCGACAAAAGGCCGAAACGGAAAUCCAGGAACUUCAGACAUUUCACAGAAGCUUUCAUAGACACGGUACUGUCAUUAUGGACCACAAUUAAGGUAAAAAGGUUGCUCUUUGACGUUCCUUUCCAUGCCUCGAUGCAGUCGAGCAUUGAUAGGUUGCUCCAAUUUGCUGUCCGGCACAACUUCGAAGAGUUGUCGAUGACCCUGUCUAGUGGGCGGUCAUCUAGUUGGCCACUCACCGUCUAUGUGUUGCCGCAUUUCUUGUUCCGCUGCACCACGCUAGUAAGUUUUCACGUGAUCUGUUGCUGUUUUCCCAUGACUGGCGCUGUGAACUGGUCUUCGCUGAAGAUAUUGCGCAUUGAAUUUGCGGACAUCGAUGAUGAUGCGAUGAUGAGACUGUUGAGUGGCAGUCCUGUUCUAGAGUCACUUGAGUUGAAAUUCUGCCAGGGGUUCAAGCACAUUAGAGUUGAAUCAAGAGCUUUGAAAGAGUUGGUGAUCGAUUCUCACGGGACGCGAAGCUUAAUCCUGGAAAUUUGGGCUCCUUAUCUUCUCAAAUUACCCCUAGUGGGCAAUUCUGUGGGGGCAGGGUUCAAAGUACAUGAGGUGUCUUCCUUGGUUGAGGCCGAUUUAAAUUUCGACUUGACUUAUGCACUUGAUGCAUUCGGUCGGGUUCACGCUCAUGGUGAUCUUGUCAAAGGGCUUCUCCAGAGGCUGCAUCAUGUCACGAAGUUGGUGAUGGGGAGCUGGUGCCUUCAGGUGCUGUCGCUAAUGGACGCGAGAGAAUUGCUUCUUCCAUCCUUUGAAUGUCGGCAUCUGACGUUCCUCAUUGCAGCGGACCAUAAGGGAGUUCCCGGUCUAGCAAAAAUACUCGAAAGUUCGCCAUGCUUGGAGAAGUUAUUCUUACAACUGACUUGCAAACAUUGUAGUUCUUGGUCCUUGCAGAAUCUUGGCCGGCCCAACUUUGAUGCAGAAGAAUUCUGGAAUUCUCCAAAGCGAAAGAUCUGCCGGUGUCUGAUGCAUGUCAAGGUUGUCGAUCCUGGUGCCAAUUUGUUGGCGUGGGAGCCUGCUCUUUCCAUGCUCAAGUUUCUCCUCCAGAAUACACCCAGUUUGGACGAAAUAGCGAUCAACAGUGCCAAUUCCAACCCGUCCAAGGCGAUUGAUCCAUGGGUGCUGCCCGAAGUUGCUCGGAUAAUUCUGUCACACGCAAGGUGUCCUCCGAGCGCGAAGGUCAUUCUUAACUAUCCUUCCCAAGGAUGUCCUUCUAAACACGCGCGUAAAUCCUGA
Rhodamnia argentea is the source of this 1518-nucleotide messenger RNA. RefSeq names its product F-box/LRR-repeat protein At5g02910-like. Bases 34 to 1518 code for a protein of 494 amino acids. NCBI's taxonomy places the organism in Eukaryota, Viridiplantae, Streptophyta, Magnoliopsida, Myrtales, Myrtaceae. The record is from RefSeq and is a predicted model, not a curated record. The transcript has 3 exons. Gene Ontology annotation, molecular function: protein binding.